UAGAUUGGUUUAAUUAAUCCGUUUCCACAGAAGCAUGACAAAAACAAUAUCGCACUUCGUGAAUAUCAAAUCUGUAAUGUAAAAACUUGAAAAUGUAUUAAUUUUUACUGUAUAACAAUGGGCGCUGGGCAAAUUGGUGGGAUCGCGACUCUAUUGGAUAUAGAUUUUAAUAAUGCUGCCGGUUUUAUUGGUACCAAAGCAGAAGUUACAGAAGGCCAAUUUAUGGUUUAUUACUUGUCACACGCAAUGAUGUUCUGUGUGGGAGCUUUAAUAGAGUCUCACGUGGUUCUUACUCCUGCGAGCUGUGUGUUCGGCGAGAGAUACAAGUUCGACGUAUACGCAGGGUCGCAUAAGUUUUUGGAAAACGCCGGUAUUACACGGCAAGUGCACCAUUUUUGUAUCCAUAGAGGCUACAACCAUACAAGUAGAUGGGAAGAAUGCACGACGGAUAAUCUAGCACUUCUUGUGUUGAAUCAACAGUUUUCGGUAUACAAACGGGAACCUGGAGCUGACUAUGUAAUAAAUCGGGUGCGAUAUGGCAUCACAGAGCCAAAGGAAGAUAGCCGUAUUGGAGACCCUACUUGCCGUUUAUAUGGGUGGGGCAGCAGGAGAAAUGGAUAUUUGAUUCCAUUAUUAAUUGAACUACGUCGCAUGGAAGUGACGCUUCUGCCUACGGAAAAAUGUAAACAGAUGUGGAACUAUAACAAUAAAUAUCUCUGUCUUCGACAAUUUAUGUGCAAGUCAGAUAGAUUUGGAGCAUUGUGUCCUGAUGAUCUGGGUUCUGUAAUUGUGUGCUCAGGUUUUGUACAUGGCAUGAUGACAUCCCGUCUGGUGGACAGACCUUGUGGAGUUGGCUUCUUAGAUUUGGCCAAGUUCAAUAAGUUUUUGACAUGUGGAGUUGAUGAUUCGCGAGAUGUCGUCGAUCAUGAUGCGUUCAUGGCGUUCGAUUUCACGUCGCCCAAAGCGCCAGUAACACCUACAGUCAUCACACCUCCUUCUCAUCACAACCACACUGAUAGUAAAUAAAUAUUAAACAACAA
Molecule: messenger RNA, 1040 nt
Organism: Manduca sexta (tobacco hornworm)
Lineage: Eukaryota; Metazoa; Arthropoda; Insecta; Lepidoptera; Sphingidae
Product: kallikrein 1-related peptidase b27
Exons: 7
Coding region: 118-1026 (302 amino acids)
Biological process (GO): proteolysis
Molecular function (GO): serine-type endopeptidase activity
Source: RefSeq, a predicted model, not a curated record